GCAUGAUCACCUCCCAUAUGAACGGUUAUGUGCAGGAGGGCUCUGCCAACCACAGGGAGCGGGCUGUGGACUGUCCCGGCGACGACACUUGCCUCGUCAAACCUCCACACUGCAGCGCCCACAUGGAGAGGAUUCAGCAGUACCAGGAGGAGCUGAGGAAGAGGAGGGACGAGGACGGCCGGGGGAAGCACGACAUUGACCCCAAUGCUUCGCUCAGACUCAAGAAGCUGUCGCAGAACCCCAAAGUGGGCGUUGACAAUCCCACCUUUGAGGGGAAGGAGAAUGCCGCCAAAGACGUACGUCACCAGGCUCCAGUUGAUGAGCUGGAGGAGAUGCUGCAGGCUGUGAAGUGGGUGCAGCAAUGCCUGAAUGAUGCUCAGAGUCAGCAGGAUACAGAGCUGCUACUCCAGCUGCUUGCAAAGGAAGACUUCAAGUGCGCCUACAGCAUCUACACUGUUGUGUCCCAGAAGAUGAACCGAGUGAACCCCACCUCGCCCCUCACAGUGCAAGCACAGGACCUUUGCUUGGAGGUCCAGAAGAUCCUCAAAUCCAGCCAACAGAGGGAAGGCUUGGAGCUCAGAGCUCUGCUAACAAAUCCUCAUCUCCAGGCGCUGAUGCAGGCCCACGACAGCUUAGCAGUGCAGGAAAUGGCAGAGGACAAUGUGAUUCAGUAUCUUGGAGAAACAGUUAAAAUGGUGCGGCUGCAGAAGACCCGUGACACACCACUGGGCGCCACCGUGCGUAACGACAUGGACAGUGUGGUGGUGAGCCGUGUGGUUAAAGGUGGGACUGCAGAGCGGAGCGGCCUCCUCAGCGAGGGGGAUGAGAUCUUGGAGAUCAACGGUAUAUCCGUUCGCGGGAAGCAUGUCAACGAAGUUCACGAUUUACUGCAACGAAUGCAUGGCACUUUGACCUUCCUCCUCAUCCCGAGCUCUCAGAUUAAACCUGCCCCACACAGACAGACUGUGAUGCACGUACGUGCUUACUUUGACUACGACCCCUCCGAUGACCCUUUCGUGCCAUGUCGGGAGCUGGGCCUGUCCUUCCAGAAAGGAGAUAUUCUCCACGUCAUCAGCCAGGAUGACCCCAAUUGGUGGCAGGCCUACCGGGACGGAGAUGAGGAAAACCAGUUGCUGGCUGGACUCAUUCCAGGGAAGAACUUCCAGCAACAGAGAGAGACCUUGAAGAGAACGACACCAGACAAGAACCAAGAGCAGCAAGGGAAACGUUGGUAUGUGAAAAAAGGCAAGAAACAGAAGAAGAAAAGCGCAUCUUCUCUGAGCAAAAACAAUGACGGCGAUGACUUCCUGACGUAUGAGGAGAUGUCCCUCUAUCACCAGCCUGCUAACCGCAAACGCCCCAUCGCUCUGAUCGGUCCUACAAACAGCGGCCAUGACGAGCUGCGUCGGCGGCUCCUCGCCAUCGAGCCGGACAAGUUUGCAGUCGCCGUCCCACACACCACCAGGAACCCCCGACUUCACGAGCGGAAUGGCCGCGAGUACCACUUUGUGAGCCGACCCGGAUUUGAAUCAGACUUAGCCGUGGGGAAGUUCAUUGAGUCCGGCGAGUAUGAGAAGAACUUGUACGGAACCAGCACGGACUCUGUGCGACACGUGGUCAACUCGGGACGCAUCUGUGUGCUCUGCCUACACACCAGGUCGUUGAGAGUGCUGAGAUCCUCCAACCUCAAGCCCUUCGUCAUCUUCAUCGCUCCUCCUUCUCAGGAACGACUGCGCACCCUGCUGGCCACUGAAGGAAAGACACCCAAGCCCGAGGAGCUUAAGGAGGUCAUCGAGAAAGCCCGUGAGAUGGAGCAGGAUUUCGGCCCCUUUUUUGACGCCACCAUUGUGAACACGGAGCCAAACGAAGCUUUCCUGGAUCUGCGCAGAAUGAUAGAGAAGCUGGACACUGAGCCUCAAUGGGUUCCCACUUCCUGGCUAUGCUAGGCUGGAAAGGGUAGACAGUGGUAAAUUUGCACAUUUUCCUCGUUUGUAGAGGAGGUGAACAUUAGCACGCUGUGCAGAGAUGAACUCAGGUUUCUUACCUUUCUUCUUAUCUGUGUGUCUUUUGUGCGUCUGUUUUUUCCUGCUUUGUCAUGUUGAGUCAUUUUAUGAGACGAAUAGAAAUAUUUCUAUCCUGUUAUUAAUAUUUAUAAUUGUAAAUACAGAUUUUUUUUUUAGACAAAGAUACAAUAUUUUACUCCUGAAUUUAAUGUCAAAUUGAUGUAAUGGCACUCUGCCAUUCAUUACUAGAGAAAACCGCAGUUCUUUCUUCUUACCGUGGUCAGUAUUAUUUUGUUGUCUCAUUCGUGCUGUGUUGACAGGCCUCAAAGAAAACGUGUCUAUACUGGCUUGUUAUCAUUAAACUGUAUAUCACACGGCAAGCUUCCUGCUAGCCUGAUGCGCCUUCAUUC
Dunckerocampus dactyliophorus (ringed pipefish) is the source of this 2413-nucleotide messenger RNA. RefSeq names its product protein associated with LIN7 1, MAGUK p55 family member b (gene pals1b). Gene Ontology annotation, molecular function: protein binding. NCBI's taxonomy places the organism in Eukaryota, Metazoa, Chordata, Actinopteri, Syngnathiformes, Syngnathidae. Bases 3 to 1946 code for a protein of 647 amino acids. The transcript has 13 exons. The record is from RefSeq and is a predicted model, not a curated record. Gene Ontology annotation, biological process: morphogenesis of an epithelial sheet; establishment or maintenance of epithelial cell apical/basal polarity; establishment or maintenance of polarity of embryonic epithelium. Gene Ontology annotation, cellular component: plasma membrane; adherens junction.